GGAAAAAGGAAAAUAAAAAAAGACCCUGAUUGGAAUAUUUCCCCCAAACUACUCGAUUCGGCAUCGCCCACGCUGUGGUUGGUCAACCCGCCUUUUCUUCCCCACGGGACAUUCCAGAUCCCCUUCUUUUUUUUUCUCACUACGACUUUCCCAAAAGCCCACUUCGAUUGCGUGAUCCAGACCACCGUAGGCGUGCGUGCAAGUCCGCCUGUUUGCACAAGUCAGAGGAGAGCACUGUAUAUGCUUCAACGGGGAGGGACUGUAUAA
This is a messenger RNA of Trichoderma gamsii, 267 nucleotides long. RefSeq lists its product as hypothetical. The record is from RefSeq and is a predicted model, not a curated record. NCBI's taxonomy places the organism in Eukaryota, Fungi, Ascomycota, Sordariomycetes, Hypocreales, Hypocreaceae. The annotation marks the transcript as partial. The transcript has a single exon.